GUUGCAAAGCCACAUCCCUCCAUGUAGAACUCUGAGGGAGGAGCUUGAGUCUAUACCCAUGUGACACAUCUCUGUGGGUGUAUUCCACUAGGAACUUCAGCUCAGCACUUUCUGGGAAAUCAACGGACACCUUUCUAGGAAAUCAAAGGACAUCUUUCAAAAUUUGUAUUCUCAGAACUUUUUUAUUAAUCAUCUGGGAGAGCCUGCUCCCUCUCGACCUAAAGACAUCUGUAGAGACGAAGAAGACAGUUUUCAGGUUAAGUUACCUAUCAAGAUGUUCCAUGUGCAAAGUCCACAAAUGCUACAGAUGCUAGAGAAAUCUUUAGUGAAGAACCUGCCUGAAGCCAUAAAGGUUUAUGGGACCGUCUUUCACAUGAACCAGGGGAACCCCUUCAAGGUAAAGGCUCUGGUGGACAAGUGGCCUGAUUUUAAUACAGUAGUUGUCCGUCCUCAGGAGCAGGAGAUGACCGAUGACCUUGAUCACUAUACCAACACCUACCAAAUCUUUUCUAAGGACCCCAAGAACUGUCACGAAUUCCUUGAAAAACCAGAUGUCAUCAAUUGGAAACAACAUUUGCAAAUCCAAAGUGCACAGUCAAGCCUGGAUGAGGUGAUACAAAGUCUUGCAGCAACUAAAUUGGUCAAGGUCAAGAAAACACAGUGCAUCCUCUACAUGAUGCCACCAACAGUAAAGAAACUGGUGCCCUCCUUGCUGGAUACACAACAUUUACAUCCCAAAUCAGAGAUUCCCCGUAUCAUGAGGCGCCUGGACUCCACAGCAUUGACGUUGGACUUUAGGCUUUCAGUGUAUGCAGCACGAUGGCUGAGGAUCCGCCGAUGCUAAUCUUCAUGAUUCCAAAUGCUGACUUUGCUGCUCACUGGCUUUGCUCUGCAGUUCUGACUCAUUUUCUGUUGAGCUACUGUUCUCAUCUGUACAAUGGGGCUGAUGUCCUCUGCCUUAGCUUCUGUGCAGCUUCACAGUCAAUGUAUAAAAAAUACUGAAGUUUUACAAAUCUUGCCAUGCCAUUCUGAUGAAACACAUUGCUUUUAGACUUUUAUAAAAUUAAAUCUAUUGUUAUGAUUUAAAUAUACAUAAAGAUUAUAUUGAUAAUCAGCGAACAAUAGUACUGCUAGAAUUUAUAUCAUGAUGCUACAAAAUUAGCAUUGGGUUUCUUAGCAUCUCAUCUUCAGAGUAUCUGUUCAUUACAUCUUGCAUUAUAUAAUCUGUUUCUGUAAAUAAAUUUUUUUUUGUCUUUUUCCUUUUUAUCGGUACCGGGGAUCGAACUCACGACUCCCUGCUUUCAAGGCAGGCGCUUAUGCCGCUGAGCUAAACCCCCAGCCCCAGUAAAUAAUUUUUUUAAAAAAAUGUUUUGAAACUCACUCAUGUGUGAAUUUCUACAUAUAUAUCUAUCCUCUCUGUAUUAUAGGGAAAACCAAGUCAUAACAAGACAGCAAAACAAAUUCCUAGAAAAACAUGCAAUGGAUAAGACAUAUAAGACCACAAUAUAGGUGAUCUUCCAUAGUUACUAUGUUUAUUCUUAUUAUUUUCAAUAGAUUUGUCCACAACACCAGCUUAAUAUAGUUAAACAUAGUAUUACCUAUUUUUAUAAAAGCACAACCUUGAAAGCAUUGUAGGAUUUGAGAGCUGUUAUAGUUAAUACCAGUGUGGAUAUCCUUUACAUCUUGUCAUCUUCAGAGUAGUUGCCUCCACU
Cavia porcellus (domestic guinea pig) is the source of this 1712-nucleotide messenger RNA. Its product is annotated as glycine N-phenylacetyltransferase-like. Gene Ontology annotation, molecular function: glycine N-benzoyltransferase activity; glycine N-acyltransferase activity. Lineage: Eukaryota; Metazoa; Chordata; Mammalia; Rodentia; Caviidae. Gene Ontology annotation, cellular component: mitochondrion. Gene Ontology annotation, biological process: glycine metabolic process. The transcript is spliced from 6 exons. The coding region runs from base 275 to 844 and encodes 189 amino acids. The record is from RefSeq and is a predicted model, not a curated record.